This is a messenger RNA of Entamoeba dispar SAW760, 606 nucleotides long. RefSeq names its product phosphoglycerate mutase, putative. The record is from RefSeq and is a predicted model, not a curated record. Gene Ontology annotation, molecular function: phosphatase activity. The coding region runs from base 1 to 606 and encodes 201 amino acids. The transcript has a single exon. NCBI's taxonomy places the organism in Eukaryota, Evosea, Mastigamoebida, Endamoebidae.
AUGAAAACUUUGUUUAUUGUUCGCCAUGGACAAACCCCAUUAAACAAACAAAAAUUAAUUCAUGGUAGAAAAUAUUUACCUCAAUGUCCUUUAAGUGAAGAAGGAGUUCAACAAGCUGAAAGAUUUUAUAGUUCUCAUCAAGACCUUCCAAUCUCAUCAGUCUUCACAUCGUCACUUUUACGUUCACAACUAUCUGUUCAACAUUUUAUUGAAAAAUAUCCACACCAAAUUUUAAAAGGAUUUGAUGAAGUUGAUUUUGGGAAAUACGAAGGGUUAACUAUCUUUGAGAAUGGUAAAUGUAGAUUAGACGAAGUAUUCGAUCAAUGGAAAAAAGGGAAUUAUGAUGCUCGAAUUGAAGGAGGUCAGUCAUUAAAUGAUAUUAUCCAACAACAAAAAGAAGCUAUGAAAAUUGUUUUAGAAAAGGAUGGAAAUGUACUGAUUGCAAUGCAUAGAAGAGCACUAGUAAUUCUUCUUUGUUGGACAUUAAACAUUCCGUAUAGUAAGGCAAGUGAAAUUGACCCAAAGAAUUUAGAGUUAUUUACACUUCAAUAUAAUUAUGAGAAUCAAAAGUUUAUAAGUACAAAAGAUUAUUUAAUAAGAGAUUAA